AUGAUGCUGAGUACUAUUCCAAUGUUUAUCUGUUUACUAAACGAAAAAGCAAAGGACUUAUCAAAGAGACCGUUGGCCUACACGGAAAUAUAAAAUGUGUUUUUGAUCGACAACAAACAAGACGAGCAAAUACAAAAAAAGAUUCAUAUAGACGCGAAAAAAAUAGUUUCAGAUCCUAUUGAAAUAGCGAAGAUUCGGUUUAAAUACGAAGAGGAGCUCCGAAAACAUAAGAAGUCUGAACGAGUCUAUGUUCAAUAUGCCAAAUUCGAAUGCCUGCAUGGUAAUAUCGAUAUGGCGCGAAGUAUAUUUGAAAGAGCUUUGGAACUAAUUCCAAUGUCAACUACUAUCUGGAAAGCCUACAUUCAGAAAGUGCAAGUUGUUAAAAAAUUAGAAGUGUGUCUGAAUGCUAUACAUGAAAGCAUCAAUAAUAGAACUAAGCUUUUAAAAAAUUUCAAGUCACUUGAAGUUUGCGAAUUUAUUCAAGCUAUGGUUAAACUAAUUAAUUCAUGGUCGAAAAAAUCUGAUGCAAUUAUGAUAGGUUAUAAGAUUUUGCAUACGAUAUUUGCAAAAGUAAAAGAAAACAAUCAGGUAUUAGUCGUUGAUAACGAUACAAUGAUUGAAAUGCUUAAGUGUACGGCUUUAUUUCCAAUGUGGUUCGAAGCAAGAGAGAUGUUAUGUAAUACUAUCGUGCUAGCUAUCGAUACAGUAGAAAUGAAAGAAGAGAAAUAUAAUAUAAUAUACACAUAUUUAAUCGAUAAACUCAAAAAUAUUGUUGAUUCAGAAGUUAAUUUAGCAAUAAUGAUACACUUUGAAAAAAAACGAAACAUGAUUAAAAAUUUAAUUACUAGAAUUAACGGAAGCUUUAACACUGUUCUCAGUUUCUAUGAAGCUGAAAAAUAUAAUAAAGCUUCUUCAUUACUUCAAAAAGUGGUUUCAUUUAUUAGUAGUAUCGAUACAACCGAAGUUUUAAAUCAAUUAGUACUUGAAUCGUUGUUAACCACUAUGCUUAAAGAAAUCGAAGUUCACAAAAAUACAACAAGAUAUAAAAACGCAUUCAAACUCUUUAUGAUGGCUUUAGAUUUUGGUGAAAACUUUAGUAAAAUAUAUAAAACGCUGUCACAAAAAAUAAAUCUCGAGUUAGAAAUAAACAAUCUUUUAAUCAAUGAAGUAGAAAUAAAAUAUGCAAUAUACAAACAUAUUGCAUCCGUUCCAUUUGUAAUACUUAAAACGUUGCCGGAAUUUGAAUUGUUUUAUGCAACUUUAAAAGAAUCGCAUAAAUCAAUGAACGCUGACAUUGUUGAAAAAUGCAACAAAAAUAUUUUAUUGCUAAAGAACAAAAAGUUAGCUGAAUAUUUAAUUCGUCACGGUAUAGAGAAGAAUUUUUACAACAUUUUAAACAAAGAUAAAACUUGGACCAAAUCUAUAUUAUCACUGUUAAUAAGCUUGGAAGAUCGACAUAAGUAUAAAUGCGAAAUAAAAAUCAAUGAUUAUAUUACUACAACGUGCAGACUGAUUAUUUCAUCGACUGAUCGUGAAGUAAUUAAUCUUUGUGUUACGCUGAUCAAAAAAAUUGAUGAACAAGCGGGAAUUGGCUGCCCAAGUCUUGUAGAAAAAUUUUCAAAAAGUGCACUAGGUUGUCAAUUAUUGUUAAAUUUAUUAGUCAAUACUAAUCAAUCUGAUAACUGCUUAAUUACUGUUUUGGUUAACAAUAUUUUACUAAUUGACAAAAAUGAAUCUUUAUACGCUUCUAAAUUAAUAAAAGUUAUUUCAUUAGUUAUUACUAAAGUCGAUGCUUCAGUUUUAUAUUCAAAUAAAGCAAAUAAAUUAGUAGAAUUGUUUAAUUGGGCUAAAGAUAAAAAACCUAUAAUUCUUUCUGCUAUUAUUAAUGUAUUAGUAGCAAGUUAUAAUAAAAAUCCGAACGAAAGUAAGAUUGAAGAAAUUUCAAAAAUUCUUGAUCAAAUUGCCAUCAACAUUGAAAGCAAUAGUUAUAGCCUAGUUGAAAUAACGGAAGUUAUAAUCAAUGUUAUUGAAGCUCUUGCUGAAAUCAGUGAUAUAAAACAAUUGUUUAAGUUAGCUAAUGGGCUUAAAAUUGAAGAAUAUAUACUACUUAAUAAUCUUGCUAAAGCUUUGUUAGAAAAUAAUCAUGUUUCCAGUUUACUAAAAAAAAAUGAAUUAUUUAUCUCGGUUGUGGAUUACUUUAAGCUUAACAAAUAUCAAAAUAUUCCUGAAAAAACUAAAGAAAUUUUAGAAGAGAUAGAUGAAAUCGAACUUAAGUGGAAGAUUGAAUUUUACAAUAAUAUUACUUUAAAUUCAGAUGUUAACGAUGUAGUAGCCAGUACAAUUAGUUAUUUUCUGAACAUACUCAUGAAGUUACUCUCAAGUUCUGAAUUAAAUUUGAUUGAUCCAGCUGACAUUAUACACAAGCUCAGUAUUUUAGCAAUGCUAGAUCAUGAACAGAUGAAUAUAUCACAACCAUUUUUAACUUGUCUUGAUAUUGAACAUUUGAAAUUGUCUAAAAGUGCAUUAUAUGAGUUAAUAUAUACUAUCGGCGAAAAAUCGCCAUUGGCCAUUUCAGCAGUCUGGAAGCUAUCAACGACUGAGCUAUCAAGCUUGCUGGCCACCAAUUUCACUGAUAUUUCUGAUACAACGACAAUCGUGUUUAAGUUUCUUACAAGAGUUGAAAAUAAACGUAUUUGUUUUGUACUUUGUCGCUCUACUUAA
Molecule: messenger RNA, 2721 nt
Organism: Dermatophagoides pteronyssinus (European house dust mite)
Lineage: Eukaryota; Metazoa; Arthropoda; Arachnida; Sarcoptiformes; Pyroglyphidae
Source: RefSeq, a predicted model, not a curated record